AUGCUGCAGGCAGCACUGUUUGAGCCAGGCCGCCUUGUUUUGAGCGGGAAUGACUCUGAAUGCCCCCAGCAAGUGCCAGCGACUGGCAGAGCAGAGAAGGCCUUGGUGGGGUCGCCAAGUGGCCAACUUUUGCUGGAGCUUACUCAUUCACCGCAGCCAUUGCUGGACGCUCUCACGGAUUGCUUGAAUCUGGCAUUGGAUGUAGCUACUUCAUCAACUUCCAAGACGGUGGACAUGGUUUUGUUCAUUUCACGACUUUAUGCUCGAGUGAUGAGCGCCGUCACGUUCCUGCACCAGAUCAUGAAGGGGGAGCACAGGUCUCAACAAAAGAACUGGGAGUUUGCGCUCCCCAAAUCCGGCACGACCAAGUACCACGAUGUUGUUCAGGUCUUGCACAAGGCCAUGCAGGAGCAUGACCAAUGCAUGUUGGGGCAGCAAGGGCAAGGGCUUUUGAGUUGCCUAGAGCGCUGGUUGAAAGAGCUCUGGGAGGCCAGCCAACAGAAGCCUGACCUCAUGGAUGAAAACGUACAGCGGAUGUGUGACAUUCAUGCUCACAUUCUGCUGCUGCUACGUAGCUUGCCGCUAGUUGGCAGGGCGAAGGGAAGCCAAAAACGUUCUCCGUAUCACCAUGUGGAGAGGCUACUCGGGUCGUAUUCGUUUUUGGUGGCCCAUCACACCUGGAAUGCUGGUUUCCUGCAGAUACCUGAGCCAGAGGUGAUGGAGGUUCUUCAGGUGCACAGGCGGUUCUUGUUGGAAUGGCUUGAUUCUUGUGAUUCCAGCAGCCAGUUCAACGAGGCUCUCGACAUAGUUCUCAAGCAGUAUGCGCUUGAAGACCGUGGUCGCGAGGGGGGUGAAGUGCAAGGCAAAAAGGCCUGGGGCAAGAUCAAUGAUGAUAUUUUGAAAUCAACGGGGUGCUAUGCGCUUGAUGAACGUGGUGAUUCUGAAUGCAUCAAGCACUUGCCUCGAAAGGACGUCUAUUGGUUGGAAGUCAAUCUCCAAUUGCUCCAAGUCUCGAUGAGGGGCACGUCUAUACAAGCUUUGGACGAGGAUCUCAUCAAAAGCCCAGCUUUGCAAAAGGUCUUGUACCGUGAAAACCGGGAACUGCGAACCAUGCAGGGAAGCAGAACCCUUGAGAGUUCCACUGUGGUGGUGUUCGAGCUCAUGUCGCAUGACUUUAUGAUCUUGAAAUGGGCUUCAGUCUCUCCUGGUUCCCCAGAGUUCCUACCUGUUUGCGUUGGCUAUGAUGACUUGUACGAUGCGGAGGAACUGCAAGAAGGAUUGGAGUGGAUCGGAGACCUAUUUGAGCCCAUCAGGAUGCAAUUCUGGCCGCCCAACCCGCAAGAACCUCCGAUGAAGUUCCUCCUCAACAGCGAAGCUCCCGUGUCGGCACCGGUGGCAAUUCUCGCUUGCUGCCAUCCAAAGGUACCAGGAAAGAUUUGGAAAGAGAUGCAUGUCUUCAGGGACUUGCAGAUGGUUCAAGUCUUUGGCAUUCGCAGCUACGGGCAUCGAUUCUAUCGAGUGCUCGAAUACUGCACCGACUGCCGCUUUAGCUUGCGGCACAUGCAGCCGAGCGCUGACGAGAGAGAAUCCAUUUGGCCAACCCUGGAGCGGUUUGCAGCUGGCAAGCCUUCUGGAUUGGGUGAGCAGCCUCCUUCAGUGACAGUUUGCCGUCGCCAGCUGAACGUUGGCGCAGCGAUUGAAGAGGAGAGGCAAGUCCUUGGUUUGCCCUGGCCUCCACAGAGGCCCGAAAACGAGUCGGACGACGAGGGCAUGGACUCCUCAGAUUCAGAACUUGACAUGAGUGACAUUACCUUGCAGAAAUCUCAAGUUCAAUUUGUGGAGGCACCUGACGGCUCAAAGGAAUGUCAUGAGAUGAUCUUCAGCCUUGUCCAGGAAGCUGAGCCUGACACCGACAAAAGCGACCACAAGUACAAUCUUGAAGUUGCCAAGCAAUCUCAUAAGGGACAAGACUUUAACGAGGGAGAUGAUGUAACAAUCCGGAAGAUGGGCGUUGCCGAAGCGAAGCAGAUUUUGGAGAACUCCCCAGCUGGGUGGGCUGAUCGUUUGACACAACACCUCGGCACCAUGGUGAAAGUCGUCAGGGACACCUCGAAGACCGCACCUCCGCUGGGCAAGCAGAUUCUGAGCUUCCGGGAGUAUGACCCUGUCACAGGAGAGCUCAAAUUCAUGGUCCGGGGAACCGAGAGAGGUGGGACGCUGGACACCUGCCGUAUCCCACUGCUGCAAAGCGGCGCCAUCCUACGUGAUUUGCUCCGCCUAGCACAGGUGGCCGAGGUUAAAGGCCUCGAGGCGGCUGCGCGCACAGCACGAGCAGCCCGCGGCAUCAGUUGGUCCAAGUUGACGCGGAGAGGGGAGCUGUUCUUGCCCAAGGAAGUUCUGCUUGGGGUGGUGCCCGCGUGCCUUUUGGAGACCUACCACUUCUAUCAAGACAUGACAGAGGAUGCCGUCCUGCGUGGUUAUCCGCUCAACCAGAAGCACGAGGAGGAAGCCUUCGCUAGCAUGGAUCAUUGGCUGUUGGUCAGACUUGUGAAAAGGCAUACCUCAAAGCACACUGGGAGCACAGGCCUUCAUGCCUUUGUGAGAAAAAUCACGAAGUCCCCCACAGGAAAGACCUUGGCAGGGCCAAAGCUGGUUGACUUGCUCUUCGCAGAGGAGGGCUCCCCCGGCUUUGUCGUCGCUCAGGUCAUUUCAAGGCUUGAAAACCUAUCGCACUGCUUGGCAUGGUCUUACGAUGUGGAUGGAGCUGCGGGAUCUUCCAUUGACAUCCUUGAGCUGCCCAGAUUGCGCUUGAGUUUCGAGCACAAAGAUGGCCAGCUGCUCUCCAAGGACUUCAAGGGCAUGCGCUUGGUGACUCAUGCCCCGCCCAGAGUGGUGCAAUUGAUGAGAGGGCUUCCUCACAGCGUUCCGCUUCAGGACCGGAAUGACAACUACCACAUUUUGGUGCCUUUUGUUCUAACCCACCGGCCAGACAUUGAGUCGGACCCAUUCUCAGGCGAACUGGUCUUGGAGCGAGAGAAUCGGGUAUGGUCAGCCCACAGCGUCAAGGUGUUUCUGUACGAAGUCCACUUGUCACAGACUUUCCUUUACACACCAACUCCGACAGCUGCACUCUAUUUGUUGUUGCUGAAGUUCCAGCACAGGCUCUAUGAUGAGGUGGCUCGGUUGGUGCUUUCCAUAGCCACUGAUAGCAGAUACCAAGACGAGCCUUUUCAUGUGUUCUCACACUUGCAGACUGUGGUGGACGAUCAGCAUCCGGAUGCUUGUGCUUGUAAGGUGAAGAUUGGAGUGGUCACCGGUGAUGCUGACAUGCAACUGCCGAUGAGGCUAGACUUGGAGAUGGCGCUCUACGUGCAAAAGCUUCACCAUGUGUCGGCCUCGUGCCGUCUCACUUUGGAAGAGGAACAGCGAGCUUUGCAACUGAUCGAUGAUCACAACGAGCGCUUACGGAUUGCAUUGGAACACCUGGAGUCUGUCCCAAGGAGAGAUUGGGCUGAGAAGGUGGAGGAUAAAAAGUUCCUGGCUGCAUUUCAGGCUUUGCUUCGUUCAGCAUCUCUGCCAGUGCACAUGGAGGAUGCCAAGCGGCUCCUUGUGCAGUCAGUCAACUGGAAACAUUUGCCUCCAGACAUGGUUGCCACCCUUUCCAACAGACGAAGCGUGUUGGAAGCUCUUGGAAAGGCACCUUCAAGCCAGGUGGACCUGUGCCAGGUCGAGCUCAGCUUGCCAGCGAGGGGAACAGGUCCCAAGUCUUCACGACCGGGCAGUGUGUUCCAAAGCAAGGACACCAGCUUCAUGACCCGCAGCCCGGACAGCAUCAUCUCAGAACUGGGACAUGUCGGGCUUCCAGACCGACGCAAGCUCAAACUCAACGAUGCCGUGGCCGUCGCCUAUGGAGCUCUUCACUCAGAAGACGCGGGCAGGGAAAUUUUUUGGAUGCUGUACCUGCUCCUCUUCGAGCACAAAUAUGGUGUCAAGGUGCAACUGAGGAAUGGGCAACUUUGCCGCCACUCGCACUGCUUUGGCAGCAUCCUUUUUUUUCUGUCCAGCUUCAGCCGAGCAUUUGGGACUCAGCAAAGCCUCCUGCGUUUGAUGAUCCACAACAAGGAGUUGAUGGAGAAUUUGCCGCCUUUGAUCGCAAAGAAGGAGCGCGAGUUUCAUAGUCAAGUCUGGGAACUGAGCGCUGCUUGUCGAAGGCACCUCUCAGAGUUGUUUUGGCCGCGCAGUGUCGAGACUUUCAAGUGCCUAACCCAAAAGGUCGAAAUGGUUUCCGUGCGUCCAAGUGGCGAGGGGCUGGGUGGUGUUCGACCAGAGCUGCGCAGUGGCCCCUUGGCCAAGCAACUGGAUCGCCUUGUUUCUUGGAAGCCCCCGAGGGUUAGCAAUGCCUUGCAAGGGGAGAUCUACCUAGCUUCGCGCCCAUCCAAUCUGGAGCACUUCAGUCGGAGCCCACUGGAAGGCUUAGAAGGCGGGCUGGAGCGGUAUGUGGCCAGUGUUGGGGCCGAACAUGUCAAAGAAACCCUGCCGUUUCAACUUGAGAAGCAUCCCGACAUGAAAUCGCCUCUUUCACAAAAGGCCCUGAAACGUAUCAAAGACGAGAUGCAGCGCUUCGCAGAACAGCAUCGUGAUGACCGAAAACAACUCUUGUUGUUUGUGGACGCAGCGGGCGACAAUAGGCCUCCCGUGCCAGAAGAGACAUUUGACUUGAGGAUUGCCUUGGAAAGGCUGCGAGCUGCUGACGUGAAAGAGAUCGAAAGGUUGACCGAACAUGUGCUGAAAGAAGCUUCCAGUCUCGAUCAUCCUCACGAAAGACCAGCAGAAGAGAUUCUGAGGUUUUGGUUGCUUCGCUAUGCUCGCCAGGAAGCAGAAGCUUGGUUCCAAUUCCUUUGCGCAGUGGUGUGCAGCAAUGCAUCCUUGCAAAACCUACUUCACUUGAACCCCUUCCUCACAAGCAAUCAGUGUGAAAGCUUGGUUCAGCAGGUGGCUGUUCUCAUGCUCCACACCGUCCGAGUGAUUCAAAUCAACCGAGCUUUGGAUCAGCUGCAGAGUUUGAUCUCGGCCAUCAAGAGUCCACCAUCCAAAGCUCACGCAGCUCGCAUCAAGGAGGAAAGCUUUCUUCUUUGUCAGACCUUGGUUGCUGAGAGGUGUUACAUGGCAGGAUGUGAAGCUGGAACCAAGUAUGCUUUGGACCCCAGACUUUUGAGCUUUGAGUUCAGUGACAAGAAGCUGCUACGGCGGCGGCAGGUGGAAUUGGUUCGAGAUUUCUCCAAGUCGGCGGAACAUGAUGUUUCGCUGGUGAAGCAGAUGAUCAUGGGAGCAGGAAAAACGACAGUUGUCUCCCCGCUCUUGGGUAUGCUGCUCGCUGAUGGCAGACGGCUGGUCGUUUUGAUGGUCCCCGCGCCCCUAUUGGAGUUUGCCAAGUCGGUGCUCAACGCCGUGUUUUCCAACAUCGUUCUCAAGCGCACCUUCACCUUCCAGAUGACUCGUAGUGACGACAUCGACUGCCAGCUCUUCAAGAAGAUUAGCAGACUUCGCGACAGUGGGGAUUUGGUUCUGACCGUGCCUAUGGCCACCAAAAGCCUCAUGCUCCGCUUUGUGGAGUCUUUGCUUGUACUGAAUGAUCGGAAGGCCAGACAGAGGACGCCUCAACUCCGAAGCAACAUGGUGAACUUGGGGCAAACUCUUGAACUUUUGCAGGUGUCUGUGGUGCUGAUUGACGAGGUCGACUGGGUGUUGCAUCCUUUGAAGUCUGAGCUGAACUUCCCGAUUGGCGAGAAACAACCCAUAGAUCUCGCUCCCCUUCGCUGGGAACUGCCACUGCAUUUGCUGGAGUCGUGCUUUCUUGCCGCUGUCUCUGACAUAGCUCCGACAAAGAAUGCGACCACUCUGGUGGAGUUGAAGCAGGCAAUCGACAGAGGUUUCGACCAGUGUUUCAUCAUGAAGGAGCCACACAUGGUUCUUUUGGAUGAGAAAUUCUACCAAAAGGAGAUGAAGCCUCCUCUGCUGAAAUGGCUCAACAUUUUCCUGAACCAGAAGCACACUGGAAGACAGUUCAUAGGUGGUGCAGAUGGCCAGGGGCUUCAGUCUGAGGAGGUUCUGGCAUUCGUUGGCAACACCUGCAACAUUUCGAGCAACUACUAUUUGAUACCUGGCAAGUAUAGGCUGACUUACCAAGACACGGACGUCCAGAUCGGUGGCCCAUACUUCGCACGUCCAGGUGAGGGUGGUGACUUCUUUCUCUCUGGACUCAGUCGACCAACUUUGCAGGCGUCGUCAGCGUCACACCAGUGGGUCAUGCAACGAGGAUCUCAGAAGUGGAUCUUGGGGCGGCUGGAGGGUGAGGAGGCUGAGGUGGAAGCCUUUUUCGAGGCCUUUGUGACUCCUGGGGAUGAUGAGUGUCCUGUAUCCUUGCAGUGGCAGCUGGUGAAACUGAAAGAAGAAGAAGGAUGGAAGCUGCGGCCAGACACGCAGAUGGAAGCAAAAGUUGCAACACUUGAGGCAAGGAUGGCUGGAGAGACGCAGAUUAGCGCUCACGACAUCAAAGUCUUGACUUUGGCGAGAGACUGGAUCAAUGUCAUUCUACCACACUGCCUCAAGAAGAUCAACCGUGUCACCUUUGGAUUGAUGACAGAUGAGCAGGUCAACGAUGCUUUGCUAGAGAAUCCACUGAUGUCAGAAACCCGCGGCAAGCUGGGUAUCCCCUUCAUCGGGAAGGACAUGCCGUCACCAGCCGCUGAGUUCCAGCAUCCUGAUGUUUUGGUGGGAUUGAGCUUCUUGAGCUAUCGCUACCAAGGCCUCAGGAAGAGCGACAUGGCCGAUUUGUUGUCGACUUUGUCUGAGAGAUAUUCACGAGAGCCUGGGAAGCCUGGCCAGCGUGCAAGCAACAAGCUAUUCAAAGCAUGGGUUGAAGCUUCAGGCGGGAGAAUUGCAGGCGAGCCCACUGACAAUGCUGAGUUGCCAAAAUUUCGCCAGCUUCAUGAACUAGAGCUCACCAACGAGAGACAGAUGGAGGAGCUACACCAACUACUCCACAAGACUGCGGCGGUGGUUGAUUGGUACCUGAAAAAUUGCAUCUUCCCGGCGUUCAUGCGCUUUCAAAGCCAGCAGCUUUCUGCCAGCGGUGAAGAUCUUGGGGGUGGCAUUCUCUUCAAGACCCGCUUAGGUUUCUCUGGAACUCCUUCGGACUUGAUGCCCAUGGAGUUGGGUUCUUGCGACUUUGAGCCUGGCAGCGAGGGGGAAUGCAUUCACAACCUUUGCACUUCGGAAGGCUGGGUGCGAGUGCGAGACAUUGGUUGGCGUGGUCAUGUAUUACUCGCAUCUCAUGUCUUUUUUUUACAACCUUCAGGGCGGUGUUUCUAUAUUUGUUUUUGCAACUGUUUGCUGAUUCUCCUCCCUCAAAUUCUCACCCAAAGUCCCUGCAGCCAGCAAAACCACGUUCGGGUGCCAGCCGCGGCAGACGUUAUCUUCUAA
Durusdinium trenchii is the source of this 7482-nucleotide messenger RNA. NCBI's taxonomy places the organism in Eukaryota, Dinophyceae, Suessiales, Symbiodiniaceae. The record is from the annotation of a GenBank genome assembly.